Messenger RNA from Trichoderma reesei QM6a, 1521 nucleotides. RefSeq lists its product as uncharacterized. NCBI's taxonomy places the organism in Eukaryota, Fungi, Ascomycota, Sordariomycetes, Hypocreales, Hypocreaceae. The transcript has a single exon. The record is from RefSeq and is a predicted model, not a curated record. The coding region runs from base 1 to 1521 and encodes 506 amino acids. Gene Ontology annotation, biological process: CENP-A containing chromatin assembly; chromosome segregation.
AUGGCCCGAUUCUCGGUACCGACAAAGGCCAGGCUGCCUGCGUCACUCCGCGUUGAUUCUUCAAACCCAGCCGUCAUAAAGAGCUUGAACCGGCUCUCCCGCGAGGCCCUCAUUUCCCUCGCCCUCAGCUGGCUUGACGGAGACACCAUAGCCAAUGCGGUGCCGUACCUGGAGCGGAGAAGCGACGAAGAUGAGAUUGACCCGGAUGAUGUGUACCCUCCGUGCGAAUCAGUCCAGCAGCUGUACGAGCUCUAUGUCGACAUGCAGCAGCAAAAGGGAUCAAAGCGCGACGUGGCCAAUCGCAUACUGGAGGGAGACUGGCGGCACGGACUGUCGCUGUAUCAGCUCGCCAUGGUGGACUUUUAUCAUCUGGAAGAGCAUCCAAUGUCGCAGAAAUGGACGGCUUAUAAGAUACUCCCGCUGAAGCCUCCCACAAAGGGUGUCGAAGACGAGGUCCUUCGGGUCGAUGACAAGGCGCUGAGCGUCCCGCGAUUUCAUCCGUCAACGUUUCUGCAAAGCCUCCAGGACCAGGUCCUGCCGGAUAUCAAGGCUCACUACCACUUCCACCGACCAAAGGACCUCCCAGUCCUGCUGCUACGCAUAUUCGUCAUCGAAUCUCCCUACAAUAGCAGUCUGGCCCUUUCAGGCGUCACCGGAAGCGGAGAGGCCACCAACUUUACUUCAUCUCGGACGGUAUACCUGGCCUUCCCGGAUGGUUCUUCCCACAUUUACAUCACCAAGUCUCAAGCCAAUGGCCCAGCUACCGGCGGCGAAUCAAGGAGCCUCCAGAACCUGAUUAUCCAGGGUGUACCGAAAGCAUUAUCGAGGCCAAGAGAACGGUAUACUCUUAAACCAACCAACCUUACGAGCCGGAACCUGGAAACACUCCUGGAUAAAAGGGGGCCUGGGCGAGGCAAUGCCGCAGGAGGUGGUUGGAGCAUUUACGCCUCUGAUAAGAACAAAAAGUCUCCCCUCGAUGCUGUACUCCCCACUCCACCGCUAUCCGAAUACUCCUCCGUCUCUGACAAGAGCCGAAAGAGGCUGAAACCGCUCAACUCAGACCAGCGGGCUGCUAAACGAGCCAAGCUCGUUGCUCAAGCGCGGUUUGGCGACUCUGGCCUCGUCAAUGAUGGAAAGGGUAUAGAAAGGAUCGAUGUUCUGCUCGAGGACCCCUUUCCCACCUCUGUCGCUGCAGAAAAGCUAGGGUCGGGGAAGGACAAGGGCGAUGCUCUCGCGGAAGCAUCCGUGUCAGCUCGAAGAAGAACGAUUGAUGCUGCGCUCCGUCAAACUGGCGAUGUCGAUGAGGAAGAAUUGAAUGAACCCAAGAACCCUUCACAGUGGAAGCCAACGGUGCAAAUCACCUUUCAAGGAAACCACGUCUUUGCGGGUAUCAGACAACUCGUUGAAACCGGUAUCAUAGACGGCGAACGAAUGCCCGGCUGGAUGACAGGGGAGGAUGGCGUUACGUUGGGUAUUGUCAGGCAUGGACGGAUCAAGGGCAACAAGGGAUCGGGGCUGUGA